CCUCACCUGGGCGUUAGGAGGCUCGGGCGAGAGCCCUGUGAUGUUACAGCCUUUCGAUUAUGAUCCCAAUGAGAAAAGUAAACACAAGUUUAUGGUUCAGUCUAUGUUUGCUCCAACUGACACUUCUGAUAUGGAAGCAGUAUGGAAGGAGGCAAAACCGGAAGACCUUAUGGAUUCAAAACUUAGAUGUGUGUUUGAAUUGCCAGCAGAAAAUGAUAAACCACAUGAUGUAGAAAUAAAUAAAAUCAUACCCACAACCGCAUCAAAGACAGAAACACCAACGGUGUCUAAAGCUCUGAGCUCCUCUUUGGAUGACACUGAGGUUAAGAAGGUCAUGGAGGAGUGUAAGAGGCUGCAAGGUGAAGUUCAGAGGCUGCGGGAGGAGAACAAGCAAUUCAAGGAAGAAGACGGACUUCGCAUGAGGAAGACGGUGCAGAGCCACAGCCCCGUCCCCGUGUCAGCCACAGCUGGGAAGGAGGAGGGCCUCAGCGCCCGGCUCCUUGCUCUCGUGGUUUUGUUCUUCAUUGUCGGUGUGAUCAUAGGGAAGAUCGCCUUGUAGACGCGGCAGGCGGAGGGUGGCACACUGCGUUGACGGGCCCGCCAUUCUGUGGGGUUUGAAUUUAUCAUAACCAUGUGUCAAAAGAAGUUAAUGUAUGAUGACAUCUCACAGGUCUUGCCUUUAAAUUACCCCCUCCCCACGCGUGCGCACGCGUGCACAUACACACACACAUACACACACACACACACACACACACACACACACACACACACAAAUUAUAACGUAACAAUCUUUUAGAAAGUUAAAAAUGUAUAGUAAGUGAUCGGGGGAACAUAAUGAUCUUUGUGAAUGACAAGGGAAACCGUGAUUAAACCAUAAUGGCAUGUUGGAAGUGUCAUUUUAAACAUUGUAGCCUUGGUACGUGUGGCUGGACUGAUUACCUCUCUUAGAACGAGACAGUCUUCCUGCCGGUUGGUGCUGGCCCUCAGGGGAGCCGGAGCCCGGUGCGGUGGGGGUGGGGAGGGCCGUCCCCUCCCCAGAGCAACCCCCCACCCGCCCCCUCACUCCCCGGGCUGCUUCUCCACGUUCUGCCCUGGCCGUCGGUUCCCUGGGACUGACGAACAGGGUCAGAAGCCAGAAGAAUUGUGCUGUGGCAGCGUCAGAUCUGCCCGUCGGGAGCGGGAGGCGGACGGUGACCCACUGACCCACCACUUUGGAAAUUAAAGUCAAUGCUUUGUUCUCUUAAAGGGACCAAGCUGAAUUACUGUUGGUUCAUGUAGUGAGAUGGAAUUGUUCUUCAGAGAUGUGUAACGCAUAUUUAACUUAUUUAAUGUAUUUCCUCUCAUGUUUCCUUAUUGCCACGAGAUCAUGAUUAAUGCUGUGGCCUCCAAAUCACACCUGUGCUGCCGGAGGGCUGCGGGCUCCUCCCCCACCCCGAGGCUCUGGGCUCUGCGCGUCGAUGCAGGUGGGGGUGCUGUGAACGUUGGGAACAGCUGCCACGAAGUGUUUCUCUGUGUAGACGAACGACAGUCGUCAUCGAGAGGGAAUUUUUCUUAGUAUCAGCGGUCAACUCUGUCACCCUUUCUGAUGGAGAAGAGUAGCUGACGUUCUUUCUUGUUCCUUCGUUGUCCCUCAGCCACCACUUACACUUCCAGCACGUGCGCCCCGAGUCUG
Molecule: messenger RNA, 1672 nt
Organism: Puma concolor (puma)
Lineage: Eukaryota; Metazoa; Chordata; Mammalia; Carnivora; Felidae
Source: RefSeq, a predicted model, not a curated record